UUAUACUCUUCUGUAUAGGACACGCAACAGAUUAAUCGCACAUUUGUAAAUAUUUCAACAUGAAUAACAAAUAUUUGGAUCUCGCAAAAGUGGGUACAGUUUAUGCUAAGCGUAUGAAUCAGCUGAGUAAUAAAAUUUUCGGUGAAGUAUAUAGAGAUACCAAUUCAAAAUCAAUGAAGGUUGUAAAAUUGUUCUCUGAAAAACCAGUACACAAGCGAGAUGAGAUAGUUGACUAUUACCCAAGGCACACAGAAAUUGAUAUAUUAAUGAAAAAUCUCAGACUUUAUGGUUUAUACAGAGAUGAGCAUCAAGAUUUUAUAGAAGAAUAUGACCGUUUAAGAGAACUACGUGGUAAAAAGAAAUGGACUUACACGAAAACAGAGAAAAAGGAAGAGAAAAGUUAAAUAUAUAUUAUGUAUUUGAAUAUAACCCAUGACAUCAUUUCAUGAAGUUUGUGUAACAUAUAUUCCAAAGGAAUAUCGAAAUAUAAAUUAGGAAACAGAUAUUCUUACAUUUUGUAGUAAUGCUGGAGCAGGAAGCUGUUAUGAUGAAAUGUAAUUUUGCC
Dufourea novaeangliae is the source of this 565-nucleotide messenger RNA. RefSeq names its product 28S ribosomal protein S33, mitochondrial (gene mRpS33). Lineage: Eukaryota; Metazoa; Arthropoda; Insecta; Hymenoptera; Halictidae. The record is from RefSeq and is a predicted model, not a curated record. Gene Ontology annotation, cellular component: mitochondrion. The transcript is spliced from 2 exons. Bases 60 to 404 code for a protein of 114 amino acids.